AUGUUCACGUCGUUCGCUAUCAAUAACCUCCUAUGGCUGCUGUGGUACAGGCUGGUCGUCGAGCAUCCGUCAGUCGUACUUCACAACGGGUGGUGGUGUCAAAUACUACACGUUAUCCUGCACUAUUUUUUGCUAACCAACUACGCGUGGAUGUUGGCUGAAGGUUUUUAUUUGCAUACUCUUCUUGUGUUCGCCUUUACGUCCGAAGAUACUCUAGUCCGAUGGUCUUGGACGUUGGCCUGGUCAACGCCGUUGGUCGUCAUUUCUCUGUACACAUUACUGCGAACUAUCUACGAUCACACGUCCGAGUGA
Macrosiphum euphorbiae (potato aphid) is the source of this 312-nucleotide messenger RNA. The record is from the annotation of a GenBank genome assembly. NCBI's taxonomy places the organism in Eukaryota, Metazoa, Arthropoda, Insecta, Hemiptera, Aphididae.